Messenger RNA from Hyposmocoma kahamanoa, 3782 nucleotides. RefSeq lists its product as uncharacterized. Gene Ontology annotation, biological process: amino acid transport. Gene Ontology annotation, molecular function: amino acid transmembrane transporter activity. Lineage: Eukaryota; Metazoa; Arthropoda; Insecta; Lepidoptera; Cosmopterigidae. The transcript has 12 exons. Gene Ontology annotation, cellular component: plasma membrane. The record is from RefSeq and is a predicted model, not a curated record. The coding region runs from base 1 to 2031 and encodes 676 amino acids.
AUGACAACUGAUCAGAGCAAGAGCAAAAUGAGUUUCACAGUAAACGCACUGGGUGGUGGUGAAGCAUGCGGUGCCCGAUGGACCUUGGGGGCUUUGCUGUUGGCACCUCUAGCAGCUGCCAACUCCAGCUACUGCGCAGUGCUAGCCAUCAUCCUUCUUACUGUCUUUAUUGUUGUUGCCACUUUUACGUGUAAAGAUCUACGGCAGUUGGCCGAAAUUCUGCCACCUUCAAAAACAAGUAGAGGUCGCAGAGAGAGGAACCUCCGAUCAUUUGCAGACUUUAUGGCAAUGUGGAUGUCUUUUCUCUCCCAUUUGGUAGCCGUAGCAAUAUGCGCAAGGAUACUUAGCGCAACAGCUGACCACGUGACAGGGGGACGUACGAGAAGAUGGUUAUUUGGCUAUGAAACCAGGGCCUUGGGAGAGCCCUGGCCUGAUGUUCUGGGAGUAACUGUUGUAAUGGUCGUCUGUGCCAUGUUUAUGUGUGGAUUAGAAGAGAGCAUGAUGUUUACCUUUAUAUUGCUGAUUCUGCUCUACUUAUUCAGUCAAUUCUUCGCAAUCGUUGGUCUUAUUAAUUUCGAUAUCGCCAACAUUAACAUGCCCAUUCCAAUGACUAUAUAUGAGUUAUUUGCAACAGCAGCUCCGAUUUCAUACACAUUUAACGUAGUUUUACCACCUAAAGAAUCACCUAACAGUUUGAGGAAAAGCAUGUUUAUCUUGAUAGCAUUACCGAUGAUCGCACUCUGCGCUUUAUGCUUUCUAUACGCCAAUAUGUUAAAAGGAAGUAGCAUUGAUGCUGCUUUGCCGGUGACUACUCUCCUUGAAGCGAGAGCUGCCGGAUGGAUCUGCCCAUUUCUUGCCGCAGUUACAGUUGCAGGCGUCUCGCUUGCCCUCACCGAGCUCUGUCCGUUGCUAUUCACUGUCCUUGUCGCUCUAGCAUCUCCGGAAUGGAAGGUUCUUACCAGAUCCAUGACCUACGAGAGCACAACUACCGGUAGCCCAGUUUUAGCAGUAUUUACAGCUGGAAGUUUAGCAGCGAUAUUAGCGUUCGCAUGUCCGUUAUCUCACAUGAUAACACUGAUGAACGCAAGUCAUUUAAUCGGAAUAGCUAUUCAGGCAUUGCACUUUAUUGUGAUGCGUUGUGUUCCCACUGCUGAGCAAAUAGAAGCUGGAGAUGUAGAAUACAAACGCCUAGGAAAAGAAGGAACGUCAAAAGGAGCAAAAACAUCUGGCCAUAAAGCUAACCGUGGGCUCUGGUUUAUCCCUUCAGCAAUUCGACAUACCAAAACCUUGGAAAGCAUCAAAUCGAAAGUUACAGCAAAAGAAACUGAAGAACGCGAAUGUCUGCUUCUCGACGAAUAUGCUGGCUGUUCUAUAGAAGAAAUGGAACAAAUGACAAGCUGCAGUAGUAGUAUGAAAGACGUUGCGGUUGAUGUUGAAGACGCGGCUUCGGAUAUAGAAGCUAGCGACGGCGAACUGUCUUCUGGAGACGACUCUACUGAUAUUGAUGCAGUAGUUAAAGAAUACAGGGAUACAAUACAAGUAGUGACAGCACGGCCAGAAGCGAGUGCACCAAUUCCUCCGUGCGUUCGCGGUGCUAGAUGGUCGGCCGCUGGAGCAGCAACCCAACUUCUAGCUGAUGCCUUAAUUGCUGUUGCCUUCUGCAAGGAAACUUUAAGAGUGCCUUUAUUUGCUACCUGCAUACCACUAUGGAUUUGUGGGGCAUUGAUUUGUGCAUGGCAGCCUUCACACAAACUAGGCACGAGGAAAGGACAGAGUUUGGAAGGUUCAACGACAUUACUACUGGCUUUAUUGUUACUUACACCGUUACUGCUUGAUUCUUGGCCAGCCAUCGUAUUGUUUGCAGGGGCGGGAGUGGUGAUAUACGCCCGUUGCGAACGCUGGUGUGGUGAUUUGGCAGUACAGCAAGCACGUAGCGCGAUAGAGAAAAGGAAACUACGCCCUGUUGCCUCCACCGUGCCUCUUGCCGGAGCCCAACUGACGAACAUUGACGCUGUGUUUAUCACCAGAUGACAGGAGGACGAUUCGGAUACAAGUUUGGAUAAUUUAUUGGACGACGAGGAGCCGGACCCUGACGAAUGACACGAAACAAAAGCAAUCAUCAUUAUUGCCCCUUAACUCAUCGUCUACGCAUCAUCGCAUCAUAUAUUGUGAUAGUUUUUGAAACCUAGCUACACGGGCUACAUUUUUAUGCACCGCGCUGGCUAAUUAUCAUACAAAUUAAGUGAGGCGUAUGAGAUCUUGUAGCUACUUGGACAUAAAACAAUGUCGUUAUAAUCGGCGUAGUGGCUUUGAGUUGAAUUUGAAGUCAUUGCAGAGUCUUGCGCGGGUGGUAAGUAUGCUCAAAAAAAGCCUGCGCGAAAUUUUAUGAUAAUGAAUUGCUAUUUCUGCCGCCAAGCAGUAAUGUGAGCAUUACAGCGUUCCGGCUUUGAAGCCGGAACCGCGCUUUCACGUACAUUAAUGGCGAAACUGAAUUCUAUUUACUAGGCAACAACAUUUAAAUUCCUCGGAAUAAUACACCGCGUAGACCUCGUAGGCCACUUAAGUUAAAGCUAAAUAAAUAGAGCUUAUUUUACCACGGCGGCAGCCGCGCGGCGUGGACGCAAUGAAAUUCGUAUCGAAUAAAUGCGCCCUAAGGGUGCUGGUGAAAUUACAGGCACAUGGGAAUUGUCAAUUGUACGUCUUUACUCCUCGGGAAACAUUGACACCCGACAUACCGUAUGUAAUUGCAUCCACCCGUUAUUCAUUACUACUUGUGCGAACACAUAUAGAUAAGAAAUUGGGGUGGCUAUUUAGUUACAAAGAAAAUUUCAAUUAGAACGAAAAACUUCAAUUUGCUGACCUGCAUAAAACAGGCAUAGCGGUUUAUCAACAAUAUGUAGUCAUGUAGAGGUCAUAAGGUUCAUAACGUGAUAACAUAGUCUACGUUAUUAUUAAAAAUAAGGUAGAUAGUCGUGUGAGCUCGCUAGCUAGUAUCGUGAUUGCCUUAGAGAUAAAAAAAACAUAACUUUUUGUAGACGUAGAGUUCGUUUCAAAACGAGAGAGCAGUAAAGUAAAUCAUCCGUCCUCGUUAAAGUAAUGCUAUCGCAACCUUGGCGUAAUAAGGCCACAUCUGCAGAAAGACGAACUUUUUAGAGGAAAGUUUAAGGAUACUGCGAACGAAAUUAAGUUGAUUACACACGGCACCGUAACUGCAGCGACGCCGCCACCGCUGCGGCGCCACAGUUGUAGUCGCCCUUGCAUUUGUAUACACACUUUCAUACACGCAUCGCAGUUGCAGCCUACUUCAUGCCCCGGCGGCGGUGGUGAAGGCUGCCGCAAUUCUUUUUUCAAAUUCAGUAACAGUAAGCUCCUUGUGAAAAAGUUCGUCCAGAGCAGUACUGCCUUACUUUACCUAUGUUCCUGUGUUCAUUUUAAUCCUUUCAAUAUAUUAAAACGUUCCUUUGGGCUUACGAUUCCUUAUGUAUCUCGUAGGAGGGAUCGAUAUAAUCAUUCCAUUACAUUUCGUGGUCUCAUUGAGCUACACCGCGCCUUAUUAUAAAACUUAUCAAAUUUAUUAUAAGAAAAAUAAUUAAAAAUAAAUAAUUAACAAUCUGCUUGUGACAAACUGCCUUAAAACUUAAAAAGUACGAUAGGUCUUUAACAACCAGAAAUGGGAGAAUCUUGAAAUUAUUAAUUAUUAUUAAAUUAGCAUUCGGCCUAAUAACGAUAUUGUAAUAAGAUAUAAAUGUAGUUAACUGUCAUUCUCAUUUUGCAAUAAAACU